UACGACACCGAUCACUUUCAAACGACAUAGUCCCAAAUGCGUCGUUCACAAAUUACACAUAAGCAGGAAGAAAACGCAAACCUUUUUCCCUCUUAAAACCCCGAAAUUGAUCAUUUGAAGGAAUUUUCCCCCUUUUUCGACCCUAGAUCUUCAGUUUUCUAAGAAAUAGUUGGAAAAAUGGAGGAUAUAUUUAUUGCAAUUCUGUCGAUGCUUCUGGUGUUUGCUUUAGUACCGCUGUAUCUAUGGAAACGCCGACUUGAUUCUCGGUCUCCUGAUCAACCUCGAGAGGAGGAGGAACCUCAGGUUAGGCAAAGGGAAACAGUAGUGAGGGGUAGUGGAGCUCGGCGGAUGCGGCGAAGACCUGCUGCUUCUGGUGCCAGCUCAUCGUCAGCCGGAGCUACUGUAGAAGAAGCUGUUGAUGAAAGUGAUGAAGAAGCUGAUGGAAAUGAAUACUAUCCUGCUAAAGUGUCGAAGAAAAAGGAAAAGAAGCGGCAGGAAAGAGAAGCACAGAGACAGGCUGACGAGGCUGCACGUGAGUCAAGACGGACCAAACAAGAUCAUUACGAAGAAAUGAGGAGGAGGAAGGAUGAGGAACGAGAAGCGCAAGAGCUUAAGCUGGAAGAAGAAGCCAGAGCUCGCAAAGCCAAGGAGGAAGAAGCUGCUGCAUUAGAAUUCGAAAAAUGGAAAGGGGAAUUCUCAGUUGAUGCAGAAGGUACUACAGCAAAUGAAGUCCAAGAUGGAGGCCAAGACCUACUCUCUGGUUUUGUGGAUUACAUCAAGAAUCAUAAAUGCAUUCCAUUGGAAGAUCUUGCCGCAGAGUUCAAAUUACGGACCCAGGACUGUAUUAACCGGAUCACCUCGCUAGAAGAUAUGGGGAGACUAUCUGGAGUCAUGGAUGAUAGAGGCAAAUACAUAUAUAUCUCGCAAGAAGAGAUGAAUGCUGUAGCUGAAUACAUCAAGCGCGAGGGUAGGGUCGGCAUAUCCCACUUAGCUAGCAAGUCCAACCAGUUCAUAGAUUUGGAACCAAAAUCCCAGUUUGUGGAUGACAUCAGCAGUGUAGAAGAGAUAGCUGUUGCUUGAUACUUCCAUGCCCUCUAUAGAUGUGAGGAAAUAGUUAAAUUUCUUCACUUUGUGGAUAGCUCUCUAAUCUAUCAGUCCCUUUUUCCCCUAAUUCUCUUGUUUGAUGUACCCUAUACGGUAAAAGAAAAGGAGAAUUGCCUUAUUUUUGUUUCAGGUACACUUCUUGAAUUUAAGAUACUUGGUUGAGAUGGAAAAA
Messenger RNA from Coffea eugenioides, 1276 nucleotides. RefSeq names its product DDRGK domain-containing protein 1. The record is from RefSeq and is a predicted model, not a curated record. Lineage: Eukaryota; Viridiplantae; Streptophyta; Magnoliopsida; Gentianales; Rubiaceae. The transcript is spliced from 9 exons. The coding region runs from base 178 to 1080 and encodes 300 amino acids.